Messenger RNA from Prunus armeniaca (apricot), 894 nucleotides. The record is from the annotation of a GenBank genome assembly. NCBI's taxonomy places the organism in Eukaryota, Viridiplantae, Streptophyta, Magnoliopsida, Rosales, Rosaceae.
AUGGCAUCUCUGAUGCCUAUUCUUCUUUACAUUGCAGUACUCAUUGCUGCUUGCUCUUCUUCUUCAUCUGAAGCGGCUGCCCCAGCCACUUCUUUCGAAGACAAUUUCGACAUAAUGUGGUCUGAGAACCAUUUUAAAACCUCUGCAGAUGGGGAGAUCUGGUAUCUUUCCCUGGACAAAGAAACAGGUUGCGGGUUUCAGACAAAACAGAAGUACAGAUUUGGAUGGUUCAGCAUGAAGCUCAAGUUGGUUGGAGGUGACUCUGCUGGUGUAGUGACAGCUUAUUAUAUGUGCACAGAAAAUGGAGCAGGGCCAGAGAGGGAUGAGUUAGAUUUUGAGUUCUUGGGAAAUAGGAGCGGGCAACCUUAUCUCAUUCAGACAAAUGUUUACAAGAAUGGAACUGGAGGCCGUGAGAUGAGGCACAUGCUUUGGUUCGACCCCACCGAGGACUUUCAUACCUAUUCAAUUCUUUGGAACAAUCAUCAGAUUGUGUUUUUUGUGGACAAAGUUCCCAUAAGGGUGUUCAAGAACAAUGGGGAAGCAAACAACUUCUUCCCCAAUGAGAAGCCAAUGUACUUGUUCUCCAGCAUAUGGAAUGCAGAUGAGUGGGCAACCAGAGGUGGGCUUGAGAAGACAGACUGGAAGAAAGCCCCAUUUGUGUCCUCUUACAGAGACUUCAAUGUUGAUGGGUGCCAAUGGGAAGACCCUUACCCUGCAUGCGUCUCCACCACAACAAAGAAUUGGUGGGACCAAUAUGAUGCUUGGCACCUCUCUGAUGCUCAGAAAAUGGACUAUGCUUGGAUACAGAGAAAUCUCGUUAUUUAUGAUUAUUGCAAGGAUUCUGAACGCUACCCAACUUUGCCAGUGGAGUGCCCAUUGAGUCCAUGGGAAUGA